Poecilia latipinna (sailfin molly) is the source of this 741-nucleotide messenger RNA. Its product is annotated as trans-1,2-dihydrobenzene-1,2-diol dehydrogenase-like. The transcript is spliced from 3 exons. NCBI's taxonomy places the organism in Eukaryota, Metazoa, Chordata, Actinopteri, Cyprinodontiformes, Poeciliidae. The annotation marks the transcript as partial. The record is from RefSeq and is a predicted model, not a curated record.
AUUCCUAUAGGAGUGGAUGAGAGUGUUGCUGUCAUUCUUCAGUAUUCUAAAAACAGAAUGGCAACAUUCACCUGCUCUGCUGGGGUCCAGCUUCACAGUGAAGCCUUUAUUGCUGGGACAAAAGGCAUAAUAGAGGUACCUUCACCGAUGUGGUGCCCCACCUCACUGGUAGUUAAUAAGAAGGAGACCCAAUAUCCAGUACCUGAACCCUCCUUGCCUCUCAACUUUACCAACAGCACAGGGAAGCGUUUCGAAGCAGGGGAGGUCCGCCAGUGUCUGCUCAAGGGGCUGAAGGAGAGUCCAGUCAUGCCUCAUGCUGACUCUCUGCUGUUGGCUGAAAUGGAGGAUGAGAUCCGCCGGCAGGUGGGAGUGGUGUACAGCCAGGACUGCCAGUAAAAGUUCGACUUAUUCGUGUUGUGAUAAAAUACAACCAGUUUACAAUGGAGACCAACUUACUCUGGUUAUUUCCGGAAUAGUCCAUUUCAUGUGAUUAAAAGUGUUUAUAUUUUGUAGGAAAACACUACUUGAUCUCCACCUUUGAUUAACUUAUUUUUGAAAUAUAAACCACUCAAGAUGACCUCUCUCAACCACAUGAGACGGGUUAGGAAGCUGUUUAAUAUUUACAUGUUGCACACCAGCUUUGUAUACAGAUUUAUUGAAACUCACUGAACACUGUCAACAAUGAAAUGUAAAGUCUUUGACAAUCUGUGAAAUAAAUGUUAUAGCAAAGUUCUAAAAAAA